AUGUUGCUCGAAGACCAACGAUUUAUCCAGGAGGAUUUGGAACGACUCGAGCAGGCCAUUGCAGAGCGCGUGGCAGAAGAGCCACGAAACAUCCGCGAUCGCCUUUCUCGCGACCAUGAGGUAGCUCAAUUCUUAGAAAGAAUUGAGGAGCAAUCAAAGCGACUCCUGGAAAUCUACAAGGAUGCCGAUGGGCUGCGGGAGAGAGAAGUGCAGUCAAUUUCGACUGGUGAGCAGUUUGAGGAGUUCUACAAGGGACUCGGUGAGAUCAAAGAGCACCACAAACGGUAUCCGAACGAGCCAGUCGAAAAUCUUGAACAAGCAUACAAGCGCCAUCACCCCGGUGAAGGAGAGCACCAUGUCAGCGAAAUCGAUAAGAUGUUCACCGGCGAAGAAGGAUUUGGACAAUACCUGGACCUCACAGCUAUGCAUGAACAAUACCUGAACCUUCCUGGGGUGAAGCGUUUGUCCUAUGUCCAAUUCCUCGAUGUUUUCGACUCUUUCACACCCCCAGCCAUGUCUAUCAAGCGAAAGGACAAGGUUUCCGAUCGUUACUUCAGCUACGUUGGAGACCUCUCAAGUUAUCUGGAAAGCUUUGUCAAGAAGGUACGACCUUUGGAGGACACAGACAAACUGUUUGCCAAGUGCAACGAUGAAUUUGAGGAGCAGUGGGCAGCUCAGAAGAUUCCUGGUUGGACGGAAGAAAAUGUCCAGAAAGGAACAUCUGGCCCAACAACCGAGGGAACUGGUGAGGGCAUCUGGUGUCCCGAUUGCGAGAAGGAAUUCAAAAACGAUAACGUUUAUCGCAACCACUUGACGGGCAAGCGACACAUCCGCGCGGCCGAGGUUCGAAAGGCGUCCGGCGCAUCUGGCGAAAAGUCAUCCACGUCCGUUGCCACGUCGGCCCACCGUCUGAAGGAGCGUGAGGUUGCACGCCGAGAGCAUGUAGUUCGAAGCUUGACAGCCGUCCUCAAGGGAGAGCGCCAGGCAUCAAGGAUCAACGUCGAGCGCCGACAAGGUAUGACCGAGCGUGAACGUCAACAGGAGCUUGAUGCUCUAAUGGCUGGAGCGGAGACCCUUGGCCCGGAGGGCCCAGUCGGCGAGGAGUCAGAGGAUGAGGGUGAGGAGCGAGUUUACAACCCACUUAAACUGCCCCUCGCAUGGGAUGGAAAGCCCAUUCCCUACUGGCUUUACAAGCUCCAUGGACUUGGCGUUGAAUACAACUGUGAAAUUUGUGGUAACUACACCUACAUGGGUCGGCGAGCAUUCGACAAACAUUUCUCCGAAUCACUCCACAUCUACGGCUUGAAAUGUCUUGGGAUCACAUCAAACACAAGCCUCUUCCGUGAAAUCACAAAUAUCAACCAAGCCAUGGCGCUUUGGGAGCAAAUCGAGAAGGAUCGGAAGAAAGACAAAGAUACUCGUGAGAACGUCGUUCAGAUGGAGGACGCAGAGGGUAAUGUCAUGCCCGAAAGGAUCUACUUGGAUCUGCAAAAGCAAGGUAUCCUCUGA
Molecule: messenger RNA, 1509 nt
Organism: Penicillium salamii
Lineage: Eukaryota; Fungi; Ascomycota; Eurotiomycetes; Eurotiales; Aspergillaceae
Source: the annotation of a GenBank genome assembly